Messenger RNA from Eublepharis macularius, 2454 nucleotides. Its product is annotated as hyaluronan synthase 1-like. Gene Ontology annotation, biological process: extracellular matrix assembly; hyaluronan biosynthetic process. The record is from RefSeq and is a predicted model, not a curated record. Lineage: Eukaryota; Metazoa; Chordata; Lepidosauria; Squamata; Eublepharidae. The transcript is spliced from 5 exons. The coding region runs from base 48 to 1778 and encodes 576 amino acids. Gene Ontology annotation, molecular function: hyaluronan synthase activity.
AGAGAUCCGACGCCGGCUGCCUCUCUGGCUGCCUCGGAACCGCAGGAAUGGAUGUUGCCAAAGCCCCCAAGGUCUUUGUUUCGACAGGUCGCCGUAUCCUCACAAUCGGUUUUGCCUUGCUUAUCCUGUCGGUCUUGGCUUGGGCCUACAUCACGGGAGUCCAGCUGGUUUCCGACCGGUACCACAUAAUGGCUUUUGGUCUCUACGGAGCUUUCCUUGCAAGCCAUCUGGUCAUACAGAGUUUUUUUGCCUUCCUGGAACAUAAGAGAAUGAGAAGGGACUCGCUGACUUGCAGCUAUACCAAAACGGUGGCCCUCACCAUCUCGGCGUAUCAGGAGGACCCGGUCUACCUCCGCGAGUGCCUUCAGUCUGUCAAGGCGACCUUGUACCCACCGGAGAAGCUCCGGAUCAUCAUGGUAAUAGAUGGCAACAGUCCUGAGGACCAAUACAUGAUGGACAUGUUCCAGGAGGUUUUUGCCGGAGAGGACGUGGGUACUUUCAUCUGGGAGAACAAUUACCACCACCAGCCACAGUUGGAUGUGGAUGAGGGAGACAGCGGUUACCAGGCUGGGGACGAGCCAUCUGCUUACAGUGAAAUCGAUAUGGAGGAUCCGGGGCAACUAGCCGUGGAGGAGCUGAUUCGGACUCGGAGAUGCGUCUGCAUCAUGCAAAAAUGGGGCGGGAAGCGGGAGGUCAUGUACACCGCUUUCAAGGCCCUGGGCAACUCGGUGGACUACGUCCAGGUUUGUGACUCAGAUACCAAGCUAGAGCCAGUGGCAACGGUGGAACUGGUGAAGGUACUGGAAUCGAACGAACGCUACGGGGCCGUCGGGGGAGAUGUGAGGAUCCUCAACCUCUCUGAUUCCUACAUCAGCUUCAUGAGCAGCCUCCGCUACUGGAUGGCCUUCAACAUCGAACGCGCCUGCCAGUCUUAUUUCGACUGCGUCUCCUGCAUCAGCGGCCCCCUGGGCCUGUACCGGAAUGACCUUCUGCAACAGUUCCUGGAGUCCUGGUACAAUCAGAAAUUCUUGGGGACCCACUGUACCUUUGGCGAUGAUCGGCACCUCACCAACAGGAUGCUGAGCAUUGGCUACGCCACCAAGUAUACAGCCCGCUCCCGCUGCUAUUCAGAGACCCCGUCUUUGUUCCUCCGAUGGCUGGCACAGCAAACCCGUUGGACUAAGUCCUACUUCCGUGAGUGGCUCUACAAUGCUCUCUGGUGGCACCGUCACCACUUGUGGAUGACCUACGAGUCAGUGGUCUCCGGCAUCUUCCCCUUCUUUGUCACAGCCACUGUCUUGCGGCUCUUUUACGGGGGGAAUUUGUGGGACGUGCUGUGGGUACUGCUUUGCGUCCAGCUGGUGGCCUGCGUGAAAGCCCUCUAUGCCUGCUGGCUCCGGGGAAACCUUGUCAUGAUCUUCAUGUCUUUGUAUGCCGUGCUUUACAUGGGCGGCCUCCUCCCAGCCAAGUAUUUCGCCAUCGCAACCAUGAACAAGAGCAGCUGGGGCACCUCGGGGAGGAAGAAAAUGGUGGGGAACUACAUGCCCCUCUUGCCCGUUUCCAUCUGGGGCCUGCUGCUCUUGGGGGGCAUGAUCUAUACCAUCUGCCUGGAGGCCCUAGCUGACUGGACAACAGAGGCCAAGCAAAUGGAAAUCUGGUACCUGCUCUCCGGCUCAGCCAUCUACUUGAGCUAUUGGGCUUCCAUGAUCUUGCUUUAUUGGGUGUGGAUACGGAGGUGCUGCCGGAAGCGAGUCGAUUUCUACAGCGUCCAGGUGUGAACCGAGUCAAAGGCUGGGGAUCCUGAAGCCUAUGCGUCUGGGUGCAAGACUGAACGUUGGCAGUCAGGCUGGGAAUCGAGACUCUUGGGAUGCCGCCCAAGCUGUAGGGGUAGAGAACAGACCCGCAGGGGUAGUGCUGGGAUGAGAAAUAGGAGUUUAUACACUGGGUUGGGUUCCAUCCCGUUUUCAUCACAGUGUCUGUAGAGCAGAAGUGUAGACUCUCAGAACCCAGGAUGGAGCUGGGUACGAACCACCCCAAGGUUUUUGUAUCUCAGGGAGGAUACUGUUUUAUCCAAUGAGACCAAAGCGUUGUUAGCGUCGUCCUUCUUCCCUCCUUCAGCUGGGAGGAGAGGAAAACAUUUCAGACCUCAGUUUGUUUAUUUAUCAUUGAAUUUUCUCACACUGAGCACCGGUGUGCCUCUGCCUUCUCCUUCGAAAUGCAGCCACUUCUGGGGUGCAGCAGUUCAGGGAUAGCCGCACAAGGACACGUCACGCGGGAACUGAUCUCUUUGUACUGAAAUGCUGCUCUGAGGCUGGCUGCUGCAGCUCCAGUUGUGAUUUUUGUCAUGUUUCUGGCUAUUCUGUUUGAGUUUGGAACGGGUCGGAUCUCACUUGGGUGGGGAACCGCACUUUGCUGAAAUUUGAGAUGAGACCUCGUCACAUAGGAAUUGUUGCA